GCUUCCGUGGCUACCUACCUAUUUUUGCAUUUUACAAUUCAUCGGCCGCCUUUUGAAGCACGGAAUAUUUACCGAAUAGUAAGAAAAAGUAAAAAGUGAUGGAGUUCUAUUACCUGCAGGGAACAGUUUCAUGCCGCCUUCUUGCGCCCCGAAUCAGUGGAAGGUAAUAUACCUCUCUGCCUGACUUAUCCCCAGAGCCGGAUCCUGCAGAGCGGGCACCAACCACGAAACCAAGUGGCGUUCAAGCAGAUUUUACUGUGUUACACCAACUGCCACCCCAGGAAUAACGUGGUAGGUUUUGUAAAAACAAGCAUUUUCCGAGCCGCAAUCGUGCUUUAUUCCUUAGGGAUGAUGCUCGUUGCGACGGGACACGACAGACCGUGUGCCACCAACUAUAAUUGUUGUACGGAUGACUAAACAGCGGCCGAGAUUCGCUCCGGUUUAUUAUCAUCGACAAUUCAUGAUUGGAAGUUAUUGGAAAAGAAGCCUGAUAACUGCCCCUACAGUCAUCCGUGCAAGUGUUCGUGGUAACACACAUCUGCACUCGUGAGACUUCGUCACUCGUCGCCAAAAAUGCCGCUCUCCAACAUCGAGGGAGAUGGACCGGUGCGCUCAGCGAUCACCACGGGCUUGGUGGUCGUGUCUGUCAUAUUCCCCGUUCUGUCGGCGAUAGCCAUAGGUCUCCGAUUCCUAGCUCGAAGGAGAUCCCGUCAGACCAUUCGCGCUGAUGAUGCGUGGGUUAUUGUUGCUUGGAUAUUCACGUUCGCGCUCAGCGUCUUAGUAUGGGUGUUCACCGACAGGUCGGGAAUAAACUACUAUAACAUAGACCCCCUGCAGGGCACGAUUUACUCUCUCGAGCUCAUAUUCAUCUCGUCAUGCUUAAUCCAGUUCCCCCUAUCCACGGUCAAAAUAUCCAUCCUCCUAUUUUACCGGCGUAUCUUCGUUUCGCGGAAGUUCCACAUAGCCGUCUGGAUCGCAAUCGCCGUAGUGACCAUAUGGGGACUCUUAUUCUUCUUCCUGGUCUUAACACAGGUGGAUCCCAUCUCCGACUCCUGGAAAGGAGGCAGACUACGAUAUGACUCAACAGCGCUGGGCCUUGCGCAGGUUGGCACUAGCAUUGCGCUCGACUUUGUCGUCUUGUGCUUCCCGCUCCCCGUUAUCUCGAACCUCCACAUGGCUUCGAAGAGAAAGAUUGCCGUGGCUCUGAUUUUCUGGCUUGGCGCCUUCUGCUGUGUCGCCGCGGUCGUGCGAUUAGUGUUUCUCGACCAAUCCGUCCGCGCCGUCAUCAAGUCCGAGAACAACGUUUAUCUCCAAUCCAAACAAUACAUCUUCCUAAUCCUCGAGCCCAACUGCUCCAUAAUUGCCGCCUGCCUCCCUUGCUACGGGCCCCUCUUCGCCGGCGGCCGCGCUCCGGAAUCGAUAGUCCGCAGCGUGCGCUCGAUCUUCAGCCUGCGUAGUCUCGGGUCCAAGGGCUCGGCCCACGGGUCGCGCGACGGGAACGGCAGCCGCAGUAAAGAUAGCAAUCGUAGCAACGGCAGCCACGGUAACGGUGCUGGGGGGGUCGGGGAAAGGGGUGAGCCGACCGAGUCCCAGAUCGAGUUGAGCAUUCAGCAGUGGCCGGGCAAGGGGCAGCAGGAUGUGCAUUGCGUGGGCGGCAAGAUGAGCGAUGAUGUGGAGGCGCUGUCGUUGGAGGGGCAGGGGAUCAAUGUUACGAAUGGGGUUACUGUGGAGAGGGAAUAGGGGAAUGUUGGUGGACUUCUGCGAGGGCUUUUUUAUCGGAGAUCUAAUGGUCAUUUCUACCGCUUGGAAUCCACUGAACAAUUUGAGGAAGUGGUGGUGUUGGGGGAGAGCUAAGGAGAGCUGAAGAGGGAAGACGAUUCUAUAUUAUUAUCCUUUGUUGCGAAGAUACACCACCCAGUAGUUGACAGUUGAAUCGCAGUUUGAUCAUUCAGUCGUAACAUUCUAUUAACAUGCAGGUGCACACCUAGGUACCUAGGUAGAUAUUCAAAGAGAAUGCCCGUAAAGCACACAAGAUCUCUUUGACUGAGCGAUAGCAACCUGGUGGAGUAGGCCUAUUAGACCUGUAAGCGUUGAGGCUC
This is a messenger RNA of Annulohypoxylon truncatum, 2099 nucleotides long. RefSeq lists its product as uncharacterized. NCBI's taxonomy places the organism in Eukaryota, Fungi, Ascomycota, Sordariomycetes, Xylariales, Hypoxylaceae. Bases 574 to 1740 code for a protein of 388 amino acids. The transcript has 7 exons. The record is from RefSeq and is a predicted model, not a curated record.